AUGAUGACUGGCGGCGGUGGAAGCGGCAAGAUUAGGAUUCAGCUGGAUGACCUUGGUGUAUCACGCCUGGACUUUGUAAACGACUCCUCUGCUCUACCAGCCGCAGCUUCUCGUUCUCAAAAUGUGUGGUAUGUUGUUGAAGAAGCAUCUACGAUGCGAGAGGCCCGCAUUGAAAUUAAGGGAACGUUUAUGCGAAUUCACAAAUUGCGAUCAUUCCAUAUAUGGGACACGCCAACUCCACCCGAUCCAGCUCUUACCCGCUGGAAUCGUGAAAUUGAGAGUAACCUGCGUGUCCGGUGCAUCUCCCUCCAAGAUAUCACGGGCCUCACUGUAUAUUGCCAACAUGGAGCAGUGCGCUGGAUCUACCCACACCGUGACGAGAGUUUCUUUGACCCUUACCCGCAUGACAGCUCACCUCCUGCAGCACAGAUAAUACCGUCAUUCGCAGAAAGUAGCCCCAUGGCUGCGAUUUUCUUUCCCUUUGCCAAAGGGGAGAGAAUUAGUUCAAUUUGGGUCCGCAGGUGCGAACCUUAUGACUACAGUAUUCCAGAUACUCUUGCUAUAAUCACGACAACGGGGAGAUUCAAGUUAUUUGGCAAAUACUUGUGUCCGGAUCGGCCAGAGGUUGGGUUUCAGCAAUUAAGUGGCAACGAUACAGCCACACAUCUCUUAUUCCAAGAUGCAGAUUUCCCGUUCCAAAGAACAAGCUACUUUGCAGCUGUCUCAGCUUCAGUCAGGGAUACGGACAUUUCGCCCAUGGUCCCAACCCAACUGACUCAGUCGCGGGGAUUCAGCUGGAGUUCGAGCUUCACCUAUGUAUCCAUAGUGGAAUUGAAGAAUGUCCAACGGAUAUGGCUUUUCCGGCGGCAGGUUCCUGAAGGGACCCCGAGAAAAGACCGUCUGUGUAAGGGAAUGAUGCUUCAGUAUGAAGACGGAACAAUGGCGGCCGCAGGAGUUUGCCGGCGAGGACCGGAGAUUGACGUGCAGGUUGCAAUACUCCCGACAUCUAUUCAUUAUAAAAUCAGUCAUGAGGCUGGUGGGCUUGCUGUUGAAUGUGCGACACAGGACGUGGAUCGGGAUGUCCUUCUUGGUGAUGAUGCAGGCUGGCAGACAAUCACCAUGCAGUCUAGAUCAGAGAUGAGAUGGUGGUUUGAUGAUUCAAGGACCAUUUGGAUCACUUCACCUAGCUUAUGA
This is a messenger RNA of Trichoderma aggressivum f. europaeum, 1194 nucleotides long. RefSeq lists its product as uncharacterized. Bases 1 to 1194 code for a protein of 397 amino acids. The record is from RefSeq and is a predicted model, not a curated record. NCBI's taxonomy places the organism in Eukaryota, Fungi, Ascomycota, Sordariomycetes, Hypocreales, Hypocreaceae. The transcript is spliced from 3 exons.